GUAAUUUUCGCAUUAUUCUGUGGCGGUAUCUCGUUCAUAUAAGUGCCUACUAUUUUCUAUUUUUAUUGCAAUUUGUGAAUUUAAGUUAAUUUUCUCAAAAUUGUUUGUAUCAGCGGUUUCUCAAAAUUAAAAAUAAAAUUUAUGAACAGUUUAUAUUGUACAAUUAGAUGUACUUGCUUUUGAUUGUCAUUUUAUAGCCAUGUAUUUUGAAAAUGACUUCGAGAUUGAGGUUUUCAACCAUUCUCAUCUCUUUCAAGUUUUAAGCGGAGGAGUUUGUGACAUUGCAUCAAGAUACGAUAAUGUUAGGAGUGUACCUACACACACAGAAGAUGGAAUACCCAUCAGAAAACUAUAUGUAUCAAAUCUUCCUGCAAAGACUACCCGCUCAGAACUAUUUGGCAUCUUCGCUCCAUAUGGUUUUAUCAAAAGCUGUUGGUUGAGGAUGGGAGAUAGAGGCCCAAAUAGAUCACCAACUCCAACAUAUGCAUUUGUUACAUUCAGCAAUCCUGCAGAUGCCCACAAGGCACUUUUAGCUCCAUUUCAUGAAAAACAGCUUCGUGGUUACAAUCUACGAAUAUCGCCAGCUGACAGUUGGCAUCAACCAGUAGAAGAUAGUGAGGGAAGAGUUCACUGGAAGCCCCUAGGUGAACGAUCUGAUGCUAGAUUGUGCCCUAAUGAUCUUGAACAGCAUCUUGGAUCUGAUGUUUCAAUUGUUGGUAGUUCAGCAAAUCCUGAUGGUGAAACAAAUUCUCAGAAAUCGGAAGAGGAUGAUGACAGUGAUUUAUAUAAUAUACUAAACAUUCUCAAUCAAGAUUGCAUGUCACAUAUACUUAGCUUUGUACCUGUUUUGGAUUUAAUUAGAUCAGAAAGAGUUAGCAAGAGAUGGCGCAACAUGAUUAAUGAACAUUUACAAGGUAUACGGACAUUUAAAACUUCCUGGUGGCGUUCUACCAGUAUUCGGUUUACCACAGCAGUUUUGCGUAGAUUACUGCAGCGGCUAGGGGGCUCCCUUCAUCAUUUGCAUAUAGAUCAUAGCUGGUCUGCGCUCAAUGACCGCACAGCUCACACAGUGGGCAAGUACUGUCCGAACCUUGAAAGUUUAAAGGUUGUUAGUAUGAACACAAAAAAUUGGAAUCCUCUUAUAUAUGGUUGCAAAGAACUUACAGAGUUAACAUUUGUUUCCUGCCAUAAGCUUACUGACUCUAGUUUAGUGCAUGCCGUUAAACCGGAAUCAAAAGUGGAAAAAAUAAGUGUCGCAAAUAAUUCUCAUGUAACAGGCCUAUUUCUUAACAUAACCCAACCGUCUAAACUCACAUCUCUAUCGUUUUAUAACUGUUAUAGUCUUCAAGGGCCGGUGCUCUGCGUUGCUUUAAAUAUCCUACCAAAUCUGACCACCCUUAAGCUCGACUUGUGCCCGAUAUAUGUUUGGAAAGUGAUACCGUUGAUACUAAAUAAAUUGCCGCAGUUAGAAGAACUAUCGCUCAGUGAAUAUAUGACGGUGGGUGAAUGUGUUAUGCAAGUCAGUAUCGAUGAAUUUUGCAAUUCCUUUGCAACAUUGAAGAAUUUGAAGCGACUCCAUUUGAGUAACAACAUAUAUGUGUCUAAUAGUGUGUUGAAGCAAGUGGGACAGACGUGUCAUGAAUUGGAAUACCUCAAUAUAUCUAAUUGUAAUUCCAAAUUGAAUUGUGUGCAACCAGGAGCUGGCGAUGAUGGUGUAAUUGCGAUUUGUUCUUCAUGUCCGAGUUUAACCUACUUGGAUGUUUCAUAUCUGGCAGGGUUAAGUCACACAGGCCUCGGUGCAAUUGUCAAACUAAAGUCCCUACAAACAUUAAUAUGCCGAGGAAACCCAGUGGUCGCAACUACACCGUUCAUUGAUAUUGUGGAAAGCUGUCAUUACCUCGAAGAGAUUGAUUUAUGUGGAUGCAACAAUGUGACUGAAGAAAUUAUACCUCCGUUAAUAAAGUCAGUUGAUGCUCAUCCCAGAAAGAUAGUCAUGAGAUUAUCUGGCACUGCAGCUUAUUUGGAAAACGAGGUCUAUUUAGAAGACAGUGAAAACCAGAUUUUACCAUCGUGGCACAGCCGCCGUGAUUUACUAUAUAUCGAUUUUAAAGACGACCGUUGCGAUCCAAGAUUACGUCCUGACUUCACUGAUGUAUACGAUAAUGGAUCUGAUGGAUCCUUUGAAUAUGGGUUUGAGCAAGACGUCUAUGAACAUAUUAUGGCCGAGAUUUUUUCAUCAGACGAUGAAAUGUUCUUGGACGAUGAUCUGGAUUACGAGGGAAUUGAUGAUGACCUGUUUUGAAAAUGGAUAUUUUGUUUCCUAAUUUUCACAAAAACAAUAUAUAGCUUCUUCAUACUUUGAAGACACAAUAAAUUUUUGUUACAAUUGCUUCCUAUCAAAGUGAAGAUUUUUUAGCAUUUGCUUUUAAGUUUGUUUUUUAGGAAUAGAUAGUACCAUGUUAUACUGUCUUAUAGCUUGCUUAUAAUGAACACACAUAAUGAUAACCUUAUGAAUAUAAGACAUUUGUUAAUAGUAAUACUGGGUAUGUUAAAUUGUCAAGUUCAGAUUCAAGCGUUGUAAGAAUUACUUUGUCACUAUUAAGACAUAAUUUUGGUAACAUGUUUAAAUGAAUUUUAGUUCUCAUUUCAAAUGCUUUAUUUAAAAAGUAUUUUUUUUAAAGAACUAGAAAAAUAUUUUACUAGUGAAUAAACUAUUUUCUUCAAUGAAUACUGAGUCUGACGUGUAACUGUGAUUAAAUUAUGCCCUUUCAUGCAGAUUGAAUAAUUGGCUUCCAUUACCCAUAACUUGUAAUAAAUAUUUUUUUAAUAAAGUAAUACCAUGUCUAUAUACCUAGUAAUAAUAAUAUGCAAAGUCUGAAACAUUGUGAUAGAUAAAAUUGUUCAUGUAACUUCAUAAUUUUUCUCAAUGCUGGUAUUAUUUUAAUUGUGUAUAGUGUAAAUUUAAUGUUAUAGUUAAUACAUCAGCUUCAUUGUAAGCUUGUUAAGUUAAAUCCAAUCAAAUAGUUUACACAGUUAAAAAUGUAUUACAAUUUUAUCACACAUUUGCUAAACUAAUUAAUAAUAGCUUACAGAUCAACUGUUCCUGUUACUUUACAAAGCAACAGUAAAACUCCAACAAUUGAAUAGUGAGAUAGAUUAAUGGUGUUUUUGUGUAUCAUACUAAUUGGUAUUUUGAAUAGGAUUCUUAAAAUUUAACUGUGAUGGUUUAAAAAAUAAUUGUAUCUUACUAAUACCAGGUGAUCACAGUCUAUACUCCAUAUAUUGUGAUUUUUGUUAGGUGUAUGAAGUUCCUUUAGUUGCAUUGUAUUUAUGAAUUUUUGAGCUUUUACUAUGUUGUGAUCAAUAAUUGUUUACUUUUGUAUGGAGAAUACUUUUUGUUUGACAUUGCCAAAAAUCAUUUAGAAUUU
Messenger RNA from Pieris rapae (cabbage white), 3428 nucleotides. RefSeq names its product putative RNA-binding protein EEED8.10. NCBI's taxonomy places the organism in Eukaryota, Metazoa, Arthropoda, Insecta, Lepidoptera, Pieridae. The transcript is spliced from 13 exons. The record is from RefSeq and is a predicted model, not a curated record. Gene Ontology annotation, molecular function: protein binding; RNA binding. Bases 200 to 2302 code for a protein of 700 amino acids.